AUGGAGGAACUCACUUUCAAGUCUGAUAUGUCGUUCUUCUGGGCUACUACGCGUAAUUGUGGGACGAAAUUUCAAACGACGAAUGACACGCAGCAUCAGAAAUUGAGAGGGAUUCAGAAUGAAUGGCAAGGCCGCGCCCUCGACGGCGAUUUUGCAGAAUACAUCGUAUACCACCAAAAGAAGCUAUACAAGAUCAAGAACCUCACAGAUGAAGAAUCCACCCUUCUGGAACCAGCCGCAUGCGCAAUACACGGCCUCGAUAAACUCAUCCCACCCGUCGGAAUCGAACUUGGCCGCAGGAACCCCGAUGCGCAGUGGCAAAAACUCAAAGACGAUAACCCGUAUGGAUUUGAUGUGGUGGUCGAAGCUACGGGGGCGGAGAAGAUCGCGGAUAUGUCGAUUGGGUAUGUACGGAGGGGCGCUCGUUCAUUGGCCACGUCCAAGAUAUUUGGUGAUGAGAUUACUAUCAUCGGCUCGUUCUCGCAGAUGUACUGCUUCCCACGAGCAGUCGCAUACCUCGAUAGCGGAAAAGUCAAAGUGAAGGGAAUGGCGACAGAUGCCUUCAAGCUUGAGGAUUACCAACUAGCCAUAGACAAGAUGAAGAGCAGAGGAGUGUUGAAGAUCGCGAUCAAGUCAUGA
This is a messenger RNA of Suillus subalutaceus, 639 nucleotides long. RefSeq lists its product as uncharacterized. NCBI's taxonomy places the organism in Eukaryota, Fungi, Basidiomycota, Agaricomycetes, Boletales, Suillaceae. The record is from RefSeq and is a predicted model, not a curated record. The transcript has 6 exons. Bases 1 to 639 code for a protein of 212 amino acids.